GAAAUUUCCCCAAACAAAGAGAGAGGGAGACACGCGUUUGUUUGCGUAGUGUAGGCACAAUUCUAGUAUUCUUAUCAGUUUCUGUGCAAAUAUUUAAUUUAAACUAAAUUAUUUUCAUUCAAUAACAAUCACAAAUAAGUGCAUAAUAUAUUGCAACUAUUUGUAAAGUGUUUCAAAUAAAUUUGUUGCCAGUUGUUGAUUUACCGUCAUCCAAUUGACUCGCGACCCAAGCAACAGGUAGAUCUGUUUGGCUUUUUACUCGCAGUUUUCAAUUCCAUCGAAUUUCGUUGUUUUAAAAAUAUUUUGUAUUACUGAUCUGCGUUCCCCUACGUAUUGUAAAUCAAAAUAUUUAAAAAAAAAAUCUUUUGAUCUUUCUGCUUUUUUUCAUUAAAUGUCGAUUGUCUCCACUAAACGUAAACAUGGGUGCAUGCUUUACACUGGAACGUGAUGAAGAAAUUAUGGCAAGAAAACGGAGCAAAGAAAUAGACCGUCAGCUUGAGGCUUCAGAAAGGCAACGACCAAAGGUUCUUAAAAUUUUGCUACUGGGUGCUGGCGAAAGUGGCAAAAGCACACUUGUUAAACAAAUGAAAAUAAUCCAUUCAGAUGGCUUUACCCCAAGUGAACUUCUUUCUUUUCGUCCAACAAUUCUCGAUAAUCUUCUCUCAUCAAUGAAGUAUGCCCUGGCUGGGAUGGGAAUUCUUCGUAUAAAUCUAGAAUACCCUUCAAAUCGCAUUUACGCUGAGAUUGUGCUCUCAAAUCCAAGUUGUUUUGAUAUGGAAUUUCGUGUUAUUGAUAAAGUGCGUAUCGCAUUGAAAAUACUUUGGAAAGAUCGCGGUGUUCGUUUAGUUGUCUCUCGAGGUUAUGACUUUGAAUUAAAUGAUUCAGCCUUAUAUCUCUUUGAAAACAUGGAACGUAUCCUAAGUGAAAAGUACUCUCCAACGUCCACAGAUGUUCUUCGAGCUAGAGUUCGCACAAAUGGUAUAAUUGAGACAAAUUUUCUCGUAAACGAUUCUGUUGUAAGCAUGUACGAUGUGGGUGGUCAGCGAUCGCAGCGUCGUAAAUGGGUUUACUGCUUUGAAGAUAUAAGAGCUGUGCUUUUUGUUGUAGCCCUAAGUGAAUACGACAUGACUCUUCUUGAGGACAACACCGUUAAUCGCCUUGUAGAAAGCUUAAAUUUAUUUGAGCAAAUAAUUAACAAUAGAUGGUUCAAAGAAGCUGCAUUUAUUUUGUUCCUUAAUAAACUGGAUCUAUUUCGCGAGAAGAUUAUGUGUACCAAUAGACACCUUCGUUUAUUUGUUCCAUCUUUCAGAGGUCCGGAUCGCAACAUUGACCAAGCAGCUCUCUUUAUCCAAAGUGAAUUUCUCAAACGCAAUCACAAUGCACGUCGAGUUAUAUGUCCGCAUUUUACCACUGCUACGGAUACAGCCAAUGUGCAGACAGUAUUUCAUGUCGUUAUGGAAACCGUGCUAAAAGAAAAUCUCGGUGCCGUUGCCCUUCUUUAAAUAAUACAAUCGAACAAAAUUUUUGCUAUGCCAAAUUUGAAAUAUUAAUAUUGUACCGUAAGUGUCCUUACAGCUAUUCUUCUAUUAGAAAGAUUUUCUGUUAUCAUAAUUAAAUAUUACAUACAAGAUUGAGAACUAUUAACUAUUUUUUAGAUCUCACUAUUAAUAAUUAUUUUGUGUAGCUAAUAGAUUAUUUUUUUAAUUAAUUU
Molecule: messenger RNA, 1711 nt
Organism: Episyrphus balteatus (marmalade hoverfly)
Lineage: Eukaryota; Metazoa; Arthropoda; Insecta; Diptera; Syrphidae
Product: guanine nucleotide-binding protein G(o) subunit alpha-like
Exons: 6
Coding region: 420-1502 (360 amino acids)
Biological process (GO): adenylate cyclase-modulating G protein-coupled receptor signaling pathway
Cellular component (GO): heterotrimeric G-protein complex
Molecular function (GO): G protein-coupled receptor binding; G-protein beta/gamma-subunit complex binding; guanyl nucleotide binding
Source: RefSeq, a predicted model, not a curated record